CACAGAUACACAGCACCGCCAACCCUCUCUCCAGAUCUCAACGUCUCGGGAUCAUCACUUCAGGUACGGAGCCUCAAAGCCUCAUUAGAACAUCGAUAGGUUAUAGAUAUCUCAAUGUGUUACCUGACCUAUGGUUUGAAAUGGAUUCAUGUGUCAGUGUUUUGUCUGCAUACUGCUUUGGGGAGUUUUCAGCUUUGACUUCUACAUUAAAGGUAGCUCUAUUGGCGUGCCAGAGAAAUAGACAGUAACUUAAUGAGCAUGUAUAUAAAUAUAUGGACUGUUAAGCCCUCUGAGACUGUACCUGUGAUUAAGGGCUAUGCAAAUUCAAUUUAAAUUUAAAUGUAUGAGAGUUCACUGUAAUUCACUUUGGGUACGUUACUACUGUAUUGUACUCUACUCUAUACUACUUAUUAUGCUCUAUUCUUCCUCUACUGUACUAUAUUUGAUCUUAUUGUACUCUAUUCUCCUCUAAUACCUUACUCUACUGUUUGAUUGUUCUCCACUCCUCUCCCAUACUACUCUACUGUAUUCUAUUCAUCUGCUCGGUGUGUAAUGUGUGCUGGGUACCUGGGAGCCAGUUAGGAGCCAUGACCCUACAGAGACCUACCCUUCUGCUGCUGGCUGGCCUGCUGGUCCCUCUGAUCCUGGCAGCCCCCACAGGUACAAAGAAGGUCGGAGCUGAGGACGACAUGGGUGUGAGAGUCAAGCGCAACCUUCCCAACUGGGGAAUGAGCGCAUCCGACUUCUUUGGCUGGGUGGAGGAGCUCCGGAGAACCGGCGGCUACGAGAGGAUGGACGAGCUGGCCAAGACGUUCUGGGCUCACUUCCCGUCCGCCAACGGCCUCGGCUACGGAGCCCAUGAGCAAGACGAGUAGAAUAGGAGAGAGAGAGGGAGAGGGAUUCUUGGCUCUCAGGUUGUUGAAAAUACACUGUCUUAGAUUUGGUGGAUUAACUUCCAUAGGGACCCCAUGUAGGCCUAUUUCAUAUAUUAUAUAUAUAUAUAUCUAUUUUGCAUUGCAUAACAUUUCUAUUAUUAAACCUUGGAAAGCUCAAAUCUGAAUAGUUUGUUUAAACUGAACAGAAUUGUGUUUUUUUCUUACUGCAACAAAAACUCUGCUUUGUUAUUUCCAGCAAUGGGUGGUGGUUGAUUGGAAAACAGUUGGAUGGGGUUUAUUGAUUAUUCAGUUGUCUUCUACAUUUUGCAAAUGCUACAUGAGGUCUAUCGUAUCGUCGUAUUGUUGAUAGAAUCACCCAUUGUGGUGUUUGUCUCUAGACUAUUAUCUUGUCAAGCUGUGUCCUGACUGGCAACCCAGUAACAUGGACAAAUAAACAAACAAUGGCACCACAGGUGGGAUGGAAAAAAAAACAUUGUGACAAACAAGCAUGAAUCAAUCACUAAGCAUUCUUACAUCACACAAUCACAUUUACCUUUCUCACCAUUCCUUCUACUUUGAAGGAUAAAAGUGCUUCUGAAUAGGAUUUAACAGACUAUGUGUGUUCAAGGAGCCCCAUCCAGCUACAGUUUCCCUCCUCUGGAAGGUUGGAGGACAGCUAUGACCCCCUGCUGUAUCUUAGAAAAUGGCACGAUCUUGAGCGUUGAGUCCCCUAUCAGAGGCAGAGCUGAUAGCAACUCUACCCAUACCUAGGAAGACUUUGAAGGAAGGUUUCUCUCUGUGAGUGAGGACGCAUGUACAAGAAGAGGGUAAGAGUACCCGGGACUUGGCCUUCAUGUAAUAUUCAUAGUGCCGGCAAUUGGAACCAACCAUGCCAGAGGAGACGGUCCUAAAACUCAUCCUCAAAAAUAGCUUAUCCUAGCUUAUCCAGACUGUGGAUUUGCUGGCACGGUUGGGACAGCAGCUAGCAAAGGAUACACAAAAUCAAUUCUUUCGUUUUUAGUAUGAUCAACGGAAAAGCCGAACAAACAAGGGGCUCAAUGAAAACCCCCCAUCUUAUCCCCCUUGGCCAAACCCUUGGACCAACUAUACACAGGUUUAUUAUUGGAGGUGUAACGGUAGUCAUGCUUGAGCUACUGGUGUGACAGUAGCUGAAGGUAGAGGGGGUAGACUGGUUACCGGAAGGUUGCAAGUUCGAUCCCCGGCUCCUCCUAGCGAGUGUCGAGGUGUCCCUGAACAUGACACCUCACCCUGACUGCUCCCGACGAGCUGGCUGUCGCCCUGCGUGGUUUUCUCUGCCGUCAGUGUGUGAAUGUGCGAAUGAAUGGUUUGGAUAAAAGCUUUAGCAAAAUCCCCUGAAUUUAAAUGUAAAAAUGUUCCAAACUACAAUCCGCUUAAGCCCAUUAAUGAUGUUUCCUUGGUUUAACCAAUCAAAGGUAUCUUUGUCAUACUCAGCAUGGUCACAUUUUAUGUUGUAGGAAACGGUGGAGAUAAUGCUUCCUCCAACACUUUCAGGUAUGAUGUUGAAGGAUUUGGAGAGCUACCAAAUCCAGAAUAUUUGUAUUUCAGUUGUAAAGGUUCACCUAUUAUGAACAAAUUUGGUUGAUUUAGUUUAGAAUUAAAAACUGGAAUGCUUAUUUAAACCUGUAAUAACCGUUGUGCUAUCUGUGCCUUUGGUCCUGUUGAGAGCGGGUAUGCGGCAUUAUGGGCUGACUGAGAAUAAAGAAUUUACAAAUAAUUGCGGAGAAAACGUUACUUUACAGGCACAAAUAUUGACCUGUCAAGAUGGAGUAGCUCUUACUCUGUAGGCCAUCCUGCUCCUUCAACCACCCUGUUUGAACGAAGCCACAGUACAUUGGAUUCACAUGUAUAGUAUGUAACAUGUUAUCCAUCUAAAAUCUGAAGACUGAGUCUGUUCAGAUGCUGAUGCUGAUGGCUGUGAUGUCUUUAAUUGAAAGCAUGCAAUAUUCGAUAUUCUUCUGGUGAAGGACAAUAAUGUACGGUCAAAUUUAUGCUAAAAUAGCUUUUUCAAUGCUAUGGAUGUAGGUGGGUCCCCAAGAAAAGAAAAAUUGAAAUAUGAAAAUACAGAAAAAAAGAACGAAGUCCCUGUGCACAGCCUUUUGAUUCUCAGGUGCUGGUGAUGUGCAGUCACCAAUAGUAUAUCAAGGUAAAGAAGUGUAAAAUCACCGCACACUGGUAUAUGCUGAUAAGCUGUUUAUUUUGAGAACGACGCGUUUCGCUGUUGCUUCGUUAGGUUCACUCUUCAAAUUCACAUGACACCGACAGGUGAUUUACAGGGUCACAUGACCUCACCAAUUAGUGCAAUACAACACCAAAUCAAAACUCCAAGCUCAAAUACAAUACAGUCCAAGGCAUCACAAAAAAGAAUGUUCACAUAAGAUGCAUCCAAGGUUCACAUAUCAAUAACAAUGUCCAAAUUAAAGCACAUAUACGAUUAAGCUGUCACAAGGAUAGGCUACACUAAAUAUCAGGCUCACAUAUCAUAAAUGGCAAUGUGAAAAUGUAGAUGCUAAAACACCAGAAGAUUUAAACUUUCACAAAAAUACACUUAAAUCCUGUAAUUCAUUGAGGCCAUUGGGUUCCAAUUUGUGUAAUUCAUUUAUCCAGUAGGCCUCUCUCCUUAAAAGUUGUUCAAUCAAGUUGCCCCCUCUUGGGCUGGGUAGCACUCGCUUUAUGCCAAUGAAUUUUAGGGAGGUGGCUGGUCCAUGGUUCUUUUCUUUAUAAUGUCUGGCAAUGGCGUAAUCCAUAUUGCCAUUUUUUAUUGCCCCUUUAUGUUCUGCCAUUCUCAGGUUUAAAUUAUGUUUAGAUUCACCGAUGUAUUCAACCCACAUGUGCAUUUAAGCAUGCAUACCACGUGUGUCUAGACAAUUACUGAAUUAUUUUAUGUGAUAUUUCUUGCCUGAGUGUGGGUGACUAAAUGUUUUUGUGUUAAAUGUAUGUGAACAAUGUGCACAUUUCCCACAUCUAUAAUUUCCAUACACUUGUUGAGCAAGCCAUUAAGUCUUUGGGGUUUCAAUGUAUGUAGAGCUCACCACCAUAUCCCUAAUAUUCUUUCCUCUUUUAAAACAUAAGCAAGGUUUCAGUGCCGAUAAAUGAUUUGGACUGGGGUCACAUUAUAAAAGUUUCCAAUGCUUAUUAACAAUUUGUUUGACCUGCUUUGUGAAGUAUGUGAAGUAUUCAGAUACAAAAGUCACGCUACUAUCUGACUGUUUAGGUUUAGGGAUUAGUAGUAAUUUUCUGUCUCUUUUGUAAGCCUUUUCAACUGCUUGGUCAAUAAGUGUUUCAUCAUACCCUCUUCGUCUAAAAUGUUGAGACAUUUCAUGUACUUUAAUUUCAUGAUCUUUUUCACUGCUACAUAUCCUUUUUGUCUGAGAAUCUGACCAUAAGGAAUGUUCUUAAUUGUAUGAUCUGGAUGGAAACUAGACACAUGUAUAAUUGUGUUUCUAUCAGUUGUUUUUCUGUAAAUGGAUGUUUCCAAUUUCUUUUCGACAUUCACAGUUAUCAGUUAGUCCAAAAAAAAUAUUUUUUCACAAUUGUAUUCCAUGGUGAAAUUUAACUAGGGAUAUGUUCCAUUCAAACCCCACAAAUACUAGAAAAAUAUCAUCAAUAAAUCUUUUAAAAAACAGAAUGUUAUCAGCAAAUUGAUUGUUAUUAAAAAUGUGUCUAUCUUCCACAGUCCGAUGAACAAAUUAGGAUAAUUUGGAAAAGGGGAUCCCAUGUUUUCAUCCUUGAGUUUGUAAAUAAUAAUUGUCAAACAUAGUAGUAGUUCAAUUUUAAAGUAAACUUUGUUAUUUUCAUUAGCAAUUCCACUUGAAGAGUGUCAUUCUUGGGUGUUAUAUAGAAGUCCAUGGCUUCUAGUCCAUCCUCAUGGGGAAUGUUGGUGUAUAAGCUCUCCACAUCAAAUGUUACCAAAAAAUACCUUUCUGGUACGCAAAUAUCACACAAUAAUUUCAAGACAUCUCCAGUGUCAGAAACAUAAGUUGGAAGUGAUGUUGUUCUGUCAAAGAGUCUUUGCUCGCCACAAUGGGUCUGAUUUUGCAACCUUUUAUGUAUUUUUGGUAACAAAAAAGACAGGUGUAACAGGAUUUUCAAUUAUCAGGAAUUCAAAUUGAUUCUUAGUUAGCCACUUGUUUUCCAAUGCAUUUGUAACACUGCUGAAAUUGGACGACAGCAUCUGUCAAUCAAAUCCCCUGAGCCAAUUGGAUGCAGUCAGCAGCCAACAGGCAUAUACCCCCUUUCCCCAGGUGAACUGAAAAUCACCUAAUCAAGGAGUUAUGCUGCUAUCCAUUUUGAUGGUAGGCUGGUACGAACGACCAGCUUCAGCGAGAACGUGACGUAUUUCCCUUGCUCCAGCCUUCCAGUUUGCUAUUUGUGUCCGACGAGUUUAAGAAAACUAUUUUAGAGAAAAGAAAUAAUCCAGUGUAUAAUGGUGGCCAGCCUUUACAGAAACAUUAACAUUGCAAGCCUUUUACAUUGCAAUAAUAUUUUGCCAUUUUUGCCAAUUUUUAUUUCAACAAGUGCUGUCGUGUUUCUGUCGAGCCACGAGGGGUAGUAGCGGGCUAGUCAUCAUUAGCAACAUAGCCUCUUUGGCAAACCAGCUUGAAAACACAACUUUACAUUGAAUUUCACGCAAAGCAAGACCAUAAAUUGGUGACCGGAUUAAAGCAGCAAUGAAAUCAAAUGUGUAAGAGGAUUUAAAAUCGACAUUACAACCCCCAACGUGGUACAAAUACAAAGAAAAUACAGCUCAAUCCCCAUUGACUAUGGGCGCAGCCAUCUUGUUUGCUAGUUGUACAGAUCUGCUCGCUCUACUUUGAAAGCGACGAGAUACUACGACCGAAAGGGGGCGUGCCUCAGUGAAAUGCUGCAAGAAAGCUGGGAGAUUGGCGACUUUACCACUUCGUACAUCCAAAUGGAUAGCAGCAUUAGUCAAAAGACAGCAGGACAGUCAUUUAAAAAAAAAAAAAAAAACAUUCAAGGAGAACUUUUGAAGGAGGAACUUCUGUUUUCAACCCUGGACACAAAACCAAACCUACCUUUCCUGAGACUUCAAGCCCCCGGGGAUCUGAUGUGCUGCUGCUGAGGAGGAAGGUUUCAAAAUUGAAUACUGGUCAGGCCCUAUUGCCGGAGCAGUGACGAUGGCGAGUUAAAGGAGCAACUUGAAAACACUCAAAACAAUUCCCUCUAAAGGCAGGCCUCAAGUCUGGCUGUCUGGUGUGGUAGGAUUUCCCCUACCUACGCACAACAUACUGCACACACACCCAAUCAAAUAACUGUGGUACAUGAUGUGUUGUGUUGGGUGCAUUGAUUUGUUUUGUUAAUUGAUUUAUUUUGUUGCAUGGAGGGUAAAAGUUCCCUUAAGACUAACUGUGAAUAACCUUAAGAAUUGUGCGAAAACCUUAAGCAUCUGUUAAUUGAAGGCCUAUUUUCUUUUAUUUAAUUGCGGAAUUUUCUUUGAUUAAGUUCAAGUGUUUUUUGUUAUUGGCUAAAGGGAACUUUGAAAUACAAAACUGGUUACCAACAUUCUGUGUCGUGUGUUUCAUUAAUUCUCCACCAGCUCCAAGAGUCUAACCUAUAUUUGCCCGGUACACAUUCAUUUGUUACAUUUUGGUUUUUUGAUAAAUUAUUGACAAAUAUAUAUUAUAUUUAAAGUACAUUUUGUAUCCUGAGUGUUACACAUGGUUUAACAGGUUAUCCCUCUCUCUCAUUUACCUAUCCACCAGAUUGUGCUGCAGCUGCUCGUAAAAGUUUGACUACUCAGUUGUCUCAUAGCUUCAGUCACAUAAUCCUUUGUGUUUUGUUGAUUUAAUAAUGAUGUUGAUUUUCUCUUUUAAUUCAAUUUGGGCUUUUCUUUCUAGCUCACUAAUGUUACAAUUAUUCUUUCUAUUUGCAAAAACGUAAUUGUUUUGUGGGGUCGUCAAAGGGUAAUCAGAAAUGUUAAUCCCCGUAUCUGGGUCCAAUACAGGCUCUGCAUUAUGCGGUUUGGG
Messenger RNA from Gadus chalcogrammus (walleye pollock), 6901 nucleotides. It is a transcript of the gene otos2, whose product is annotated as otospiralin 2. Gene Ontology annotation, biological process: sensory perception of sound. The record is from RefSeq and is a predicted model, not a curated record. The transcript is spliced from 3 exons. NCBI's taxonomy places the organism in Eukaryota, Metazoa, Chordata, Actinopteri, Gadiformes, Gadidae. Bases 588 to 875 code for a protein of 95 amino acids.